GCUCCCAAGAAAAGAGUCGAUAUGAUUCUUGGAAAAUUCCCCCAAGGAAAAAGUUUACAAGUCGAAGCUCUCUUGAGCAAACCGUCCCCUCAAUCUAGCCCCGACUCGAGGGUGGACUGUAUCCUAGGAGGAUCAGAUAUAUGUCAAGACUCCGUCAACUCCAUUAAGAAUCACGUACGGAAGGCUGUGUCUAACACUGGACCUAAGCCUCCUAACCCUGAGUCCAAUACUAAGAUUUCCUUCUGGGAAAGCGAGACCUCAAACCUUGACAGACCUCACGAUGAUGCGUUGAUUGUCACCCUGAACAUCGCAGGAUACGAGGUCCCUAAACUCAUGAUAGACACAGGAAGCUCUGUUGACCUUAUCUUCUACAACACCCUAAAAGGGAUGGAAAUAGACGACUACGAAAUUAUUGGCCAAAAAACAAAAAAGGAGCUCAUUGACUUCCUGAAAAGCAAUGUCAAAACUUUUGCAUGGUCCACCAAUGACAUGAAAGGCAUAGAUCCGAACGUCACCACCCAUAAACUAAAAGUAGACCCCACUUUCAAACCGAUCAAACAAAAGUGUCGCAAGCUAGGCCUCGAAAAGGCUCAAGCUGUUAACGACGAAGUUGACCGACUUACGAAAGCUGGAUCCAUUCGAGAGGUACACUACCCUGACUGCUUCCCGUUACCUCACAUCGACCGCCUGGUUGAAGCAACAGCUGGCCAUCGACUCCUAUCCUUCAUGGAUGCCUUCUCAGGAUACAACCAAAUCAUGAUGGAUCCUGAGGACCAGGAGAAAACUGCAUUCAUAACCGAACGAGGAACCUAUUGUUACAAGGUUAUGCCAUUCGGAUUAAAGAACGCAGGAGCUACCUAUCAGAGGCUAGUAAAUAAGAUGUUUGCUGGGCAACUCGGAAAAACCAUGGAGGUCUAUAUUGACGAUAUGCUAGUCAAAUCCUCAGCUGGAGAAGACCAUAUCUCCCACUUAAGGGAAUGCUUCGAUAUCCUCAAUAAAUACGAUAUGAAGCUCAAUCCCACUAAAUGUACCUUCGGGGUACCCUCAGGCGAGUUCCUAGGAUUCAUAUCCAAAUCCACCGAUAAGUGCCUCCCAUUCUACAAACUUCUAAGAAAUAAUAAGAAGUUUUUAUGGGACGAGAAAUGUGAGGAAGCCUUCAAACAAUUGAAAGCUUACCUAUCUGAACCUCUGAUCCUAUCCAAACCUGUAGUAGAAGAGCCAUUGUACAUGUACCUUGCCGUAUCGACUGCUGCAGUUAGCGGUGUCCUAGUACGAGAAGAACAAAACGAACAAAGGCCCGUCUAUUACACCAGCAAGAGUUUUAUAGACGCCGAAACAAGGUACCCUGCAAUGGAAAAAUUAGCGCUAGCAGUCGUAACAGCUGCCAGAAAAUUACGACCUUACUUCCAAUCGCACUCAAUCAUCGUAAUGACCUCACAACCAUUACGAAUGAUAUUGCACAGCCCUAGCCAGUCAGGGCGAUUGGCUAAAUGGGCCAUAGAGCUCAGUGAAUACGACAUUGAGUAUAGACCUCGAGCAGCAGCGAAGGCUCAGGUCAUUGCCGACUUUGUCAUUGAGCUACUAGUAGCUAGCCAGUUUCACGGAGAAUAUGAAACGAGGGAUGAAAGAAUGGGGGCAUGUCUCGAAGUCGUCCAGAACCUCACUAAGCAGUUCGACAAAUUCGAGCUAACAAGGAUCCCACGAGGAGAGAACUCCUCAGCAGAUGCGUUGGCUGCUUUAGCCUCCACAUCGGACCCCCUCGUAAAACGGAUCAUACCCGUAGAAAGAAUCGAAAAACCACCUAAUCUCACGAAUACCUCCGGAGGCACCAACUCAGACCCACUCGUCUGCAGAGUUAAAACCAGAAGCCGUUCAGCCCUCCAAAAUUCAUCUGGGGACACCAUCCAGACUCCGGAGAAUAAUGAAGAAAUUGGAGGUAUUCCUCGAAAUUUAGACUCCCUGGAGCCUAAUCCUACGAAUACCUCCGGGGGCACCACGACACCAGGUCCCGAACAGGAACCUCCUUCGUCUCUUCACAACAAAGUUGUAGGGAGACAGGAUUGGAGAAUACCAAUCGCGCAAUACAUCCUGGAAGGAAAGACCCCACCCAAUAAAUGGGAGGCUCGGAAGCUCAAAGCAUUAAGCGCGAGAUACUGCAUAAUCGAGUAUGUCCUCCACAAACGAAGCGUUUCCGGACCUUACCUAAAAUGUGUCCAUGGCCUCGUUGCUAUGAGACUCAUGAAGGAAAUGCACGACGGCUCCUGCGGGAACCACUCUGGAGGAAGAGCUCUGGCCAUCAGAAUCAAAAGACAUGGCUAUUUCUGGCCUACCGUUAUUGCAGACUGUGAGGUCUACUCCUCUUCAUGCGACAAGUGCCAGAGGCAUGCACCGAUUAUACACCAACCUGCGGAGAAGCUAUCCAACAUAUCCGCCCCUUACCCAUUUAUGAGGUGGUCCAUGGACAUCGUAGGACCACUAGUAGCGUCAGGAAGUGGAAAGAAGAAGCUACGCUUCCUCUUAGUCCUAACAGACUAUUUCACGAAAUGGAUAGAGGCUGAAGCUUUCCAACAGGUAACCAGAGUCGAGGUCGAACGAUUCGUGUGGAAAGAAAUCGUGUGUAGACACGGCGUCCCAUAUGAAAUCGUAACCGACAAUGGAGGACAGUUCAUAUCCCAUGACUUCAAAAUAUUUUGUGACAAAUGGAAUAUUCGCCUGACCUUCUCAACACCUCGACGAGCUCAAGGAAACGGC
Raphanus sativus (radish) is the source of this 2751-nucleotide messenger RNA. RefSeq lists its product as uncharacterized. Gene Ontology annotation, biological process: DNA integration. Gene Ontology annotation, molecular function: nucleic acid binding. Lineage: Eukaryota; Viridiplantae; Streptophyta; Magnoliopsida; Brassicales; Brassicaceae. The record is from RefSeq and is a predicted model, not a curated record. The transcript is spliced from 6 exons. The annotation marks the transcript as partial.